Molecule: messenger RNA, 279 nt
Organism: Cinara cedri
Lineage: Eukaryota; Metazoa; Arthropoda; Insecta; Hemiptera; Aphididae
Source: the annotation of a GenBank genome assembly
AUGGCGAGACCGACAGCGGAGCGUGCGCCGAACGCUGUCCACAUCCGGGCCAAUCAAGUGGCCUGGGCCCUCUUUGAACGGGAAUUCGUGGAGGGGUGCCGCGCGCCGGUUGACAAGAGUGGUGACUCUCAUUCCCCGGGACCGGAACAAUGGGCCAUCGAGACGGGAUGUGAACCGCCUAAAUCGACUCCCGGGUCGGGCAUUGGAGUAUCAGCGACACGCGGCCCGGGAUGGACGAGAGUCGGUUUCAGGCCCGAGCCGGCGAGCCCCACCAUGUGA